UUUAAGACGCCGUUUUCGGCCAGAAAGCUGCGACUCUCCAAGGUUACCUGGUACUCCAACAUUCUUACCUCCCGGAUCUAUCCGAACAAGUUGACCUCCAUGCGACAUGGACGACAACCAUUCCCGACGAUACGGUCUUGAGCCUCUGCAUUCUGAUUUCAUACCCAAGCUAUCACCACCCAGGGAGCCAAUCCUUUGGGUCGGCUGCUCAGAUAGUAGUUGUGAAGAACUUGCGCUGCUGGAUGUGUCGCCGGAUGAUGUAUUCCAACAUAGGAACCUAGGAAACAUAUUGAUAGAUGAUCUGUCUUGCACAACAGCUGUUCAUUAUGCAGUCAGUUCUCUCAGUAUCACACAUAUCGUCAUCUGCGGACAUUACGGAUGCGGUAUCGUGAAGACGGCACAAAAUCCCGGUUUAAAAGACCCCUGGACAAGCAUAAUUGACGGCCUGCGAACAGCGCACAGCUCUAGCCUUCAAGGCUUAACAGAGGAGGAGCAGGAUCGCCGGCUGGUCGAGUGGAAUGUAGUUGAGCAGAUUCGCUCCGUGGGCCAAAUUCCGGAAGUUGUGGACGCUAUCGACCAACGCGGCUUGAAGGUCCAUGGUGUUGUCUAUGACAGUGCCUCCCGGAGAGGGUAUCGCGUCACUAACGUGGGUGUUCAUGGUAGGGUGUUAGUGUGAUUUGGGUAUAGAUUUCUUGCCGAUUUCUUUGUUUUGUUUCUAGCUGCUGUGUACCAUCACUGUAUCUAAUCAUGAGUAGAACUGUCUAUUCCGUCCAUAGAAGUCUGUUCUAU
Messenger RNA from Aspergillus campestris IBT 28561, 789 nucleotides. RefSeq names its product putative carbonate dehydratase. Bases 107 to 676 code for a protein of 189 amino acids. The transcript has 3 exons. Gene Ontology annotation, biological process: cellular response to oxidative stress; cellular response to carbon dioxide. NCBI's taxonomy places the organism in Eukaryota, Fungi, Ascomycota, Eurotiomycetes, Eurotiales, Aspergillaceae. Gene Ontology annotation, cellular component: cytoplasm. Gene Ontology annotation, molecular function: carbonate dehydratase activity; zinc ion binding. The record is from RefSeq and is a predicted model, not a curated record.